Podarcis raffonei (Aeolian wall lizard) is the source of this 6476-nucleotide messenger RNA. It is a transcript of the gene SMCR8, whose product is annotated as SMCR8-C9orf72 complex subunit. Gene Ontology annotation, cellular component: guanyl-nucleotide exchange factor complex. Bases 495 to 3296 code for a protein of 933 amino acids. The transcript has 2 exons. Lineage: Eukaryota; Metazoa; Chordata; Lepidosauria; Squamata; Lacertidae. The record is from RefSeq and is a predicted model, not a curated record. Gene Ontology annotation, molecular function: GTPase activator activity.
GGGGGAGGGGAGGAAGAUCCGGAGAAGGGCCCAUUUCCCAGGGAGGGAAAGUCGAGGGGUUGGGGAGAAAGAAAGGGGUCCCCUUCCUUCCCUGGGGAAGGAGGCGUAUUAGAUCCUGGGAAGGGAGCCUGGAAUUCGAGGCAGCUAAACCAAGGGAGAGGGGGAUCUGCCCCCCCCCAUGAAAGGGCAUGCCUCACCAGGCCCGCUGGGUGAACAGGAUUGGUACCCUGUCCUUCAGCUGAGGGGCAGGUGACCCCUAGUCAGAAAGGGAGGUGCCACAGACUCCGGAAGGUGCCCACCUCUGGCAGGGAAGUAAAAGGGAGAGUGCAAUAGGUUUCUUUGGGUGUGCAGGAAGCGCCCCCACCCCUGACAGUCCGUCAGCAGAGCAAGUCCAUGAGAGGAGCCCUCAUUCUCCGCCAAUGGAUUCCGGUUGACAACUGGUGAGGCACCGGCCCUGCUUUCUUCAUGCCCCUUCACCGCCCCCACCUGGAAAUAUGAUCAGCGCCCCAGAUGUGGUGGCGUUUACCAAAGAGGACGAGUACGAAGAAGAGGCAUACAGCGAGCCAGCCUUGCCUGAGGAAUACUCUGUUCCGCUCUUCCCUUUUGCCAGCCAUGGGGCCAACCCCUGGUCCAAGCUCUCAGGUGCCAAGUUCACCCGGGACUUCAUCCUUAUAUCCGAGUUCUCGGAGCAAGUGGGACCCCAGCCUUUGCUCACCAUCCCGGAUGAUGCCAAAGUUUCCGGCACCUUUGAUCUCAACUAUUUUUCCCUCCGCAUCAUGUCGGUGGACUACCAGGCUUCCUUUGUGGGGCACCCUCCUGGAUGCCCUUACCCAAAGCUGAACUUCGUGGAGGAUUCUAAAGUAGUGCUGGGUGAUUCCAAGGAAGGAGCUUUUGCUUACGUGCAUCACCUGACUCUCUAUGAUCUUGAAGCAAGAGGCUUUGUCCGGCCUUUCUGCAUGGCCUACAUUUCUGCCGAUGAGCACAAGAUUAUGCAGAUGUUUCAGGAACUCUCUGCGGAGUUCUCCAAAGCAUCAGAAUGCUUAAAGACUGGCAACCGAAAAGCUUUUGCGAAUGAACUGGAAAAGAAACUGAAAGACCUUGAUUACACUAGAACUGUUUUGCACAAUGAGACUGAAAUCCAGAAGAAAAACAAUGAGAAAGGAUACUAUACCACACAAGCCAUUGAGAAAGCCAAUGAACUGGCUAGUGUUGAAAAAUCUAUCAUUGAGCAUCAAGAUCUUUUAAAACAAAUCAGAUCAUAUCCUUACAGUAAGCUGAAAGAUUCUGAUUUUCACCCUUAUGAGCCAGAGUGUGUGACAGAGCAAGUUGAUGAUAGUUCCGAACAAGGAUUUACUACCUCGAAAUCUGACGAACCCAGUGAAACACACCUUUAUCCUCGCCUGUCCUCUUACACCCCAAAACUUAUCAAGGCAAAAUCUGCCAAGUGCUUUGACAAGAAACUCAAAACCCUUCAGGAACUGUGUGAUGUUUAUUUUUUCACCCAGACUCUAGAUCAGUUACAUCAAAUUGAGAAAACGUUCAGAGGUGACGUUUGCUACCUCUUGACCAAUCAGAUCAGCAGAGCACUUUUGCAGCAGCAAACUAUUACCAACUUCCUUUUUGAAGACAUGUUCCUUGUUGAUGAACGACCAUCUGAAAAGCAUUUAAAUGGCUACCAGGGACCUAACGUAGACAGCCCCAAUCCCAAAGGUUUGGAAGUCUGCCUUAUUCCUAAAACAUUAGUCAGCUUGGGAUCUUACAAAUCCAGUGUUGAGUCUGUGCCUAUAAAGAUGGAACAGGAGAUUGAAGACAUGCAGGAAGCAGAAGUCACUGACCCUGUUACUUAUGACCAGCACGACAAUCUUGAGUACCUCGAUGCAGAUCUUAAAGGAAGUGUUAGUAGUGGUGAAAGCAUUGAGGUUUUGGGGACGGAAAAGUCUGCUACUGCCCUGAGUCAAUCUGAAACCCAGGCAAGCAUGCCGCAAGCCCACCUGAGUCCACAAGUGGUGAGGAGCAAAGCUGUCAGCCGAAGGACCAUAAGUGAGGACAGCAUUGAGGUCCUCAGCACGUGUCCCUCAGAAGCUCUGAUUCCUGAUGACUUUAAAGCGAGCUACCCAAGUGCCAUUAAUGAAGAGCCUUAUGCAGAUGAAGAAGAUGAAGGUUUUCGCUUUAGCCCUGUUUUAAAUCCAGACAACACUGAAGGCAACCCUGAACCAGAAAACCUGCUCCCUGUGGACUCUGCCUGUUGCAUUGGAAAAGAGAGUCCAAAUUUUCUCGAGCCUCCGUCCAACAUGGUCCCCAAACAUUGCGAUGGUGACAGUGUGGUCAGUAUCCCGCCCCAGCCAUACCGACAAGGGGACCAGGGGUUUCACGUGAAUUUCACGGACUAUUCUUCCCACGAUGGCGUCUUGGGAGGCCUCCUCACCUACGAACUCGACCCACAUUAUCUCUCGAGCAGCAGAGAGACGAGUAAAAUGAGCCUGGACAAAUGCUCAGACUCCACAAGCUACAUCAGCAGCACAGCCUCCACCAGCUCGGACAGGACUCCUUCCCCUGCCCUUCCUGCUGGUCAUUUCGGAGAAAGGCACAAGAAGAAGUCGGGGCAAAAUGCACUGAGGUUCAUCCGGCAGUAUCCCUUUGCUCACCCUGCAAUAUAUUCGCUACUGAGCGGCAGGACUUUGAUAGUGCUGGGGGAAGACAAGACGAUUGUGGAGAAGCUCGUCACCGCACUCUCUCUUUUUGUUCCAAAUUGCGGUGCGUAUGCCAAGCCGGUGAAGCACUGGGCCACAUCUCCUUUGCACAUCACAGAUUUUCAGAAGUGGAAGCUGAUUGGAUUGCAGAGAGCAUCUUCUCCGUCGGGUGUCAACAUGAUGCACUCCCUCUGCCGCUACAGCCGCUACAUCAGUAUCCUGGAUGCCGACAGCAAGACUCUCCGCUGCCCGCAGUACAAAGGGACCCUGAUCCCCAGGCUUGCUGACCACCGCACGCAGAUCAAGCGGGGAAGCACGUACUUUAUGCACGUCCAGACCAUCCUGACCCAGCUGUGCUCCAAGGCCUUUCUGUACACCUUCUACCACGACCUGCACCUGCCCAUCAAAGAGGGGGAGACGGAGGAGUCCUUGGCAAACCGGCGGCUGAACUUCCUGAAAAUCCAGCUGGGGCUUGCAAACGAGGACAGCAAAGUGGUGCAGUACCUUGCCGAGCUCCUGAAACUGCAGUACGUUCAGGAUCCCGUCCGAGGGGUCAGCCCGGUCCUCAGGUUUGAUUACGUGCCCAGCUGCUUGUACAAAAUUUGAGUUGUGCCCAGCCUGCCCUGCUGCCUCCCCUCCUCGCCCGCCGGCUCACCUGUGGCCAUCUGCAGGCCUAGACGAUUCCGCGAUUGACACACUAGUCAUUGAGAACCCAUAGGACGAUAUGGAGGACCCCAGCGUGGCUAAGCCAACCUCAUUAGAAUGGGACUUCCUAAACCUCGGUCACACCUCUUUGGAAGAGGGGAAGUUCAUUAUCAUUUGCUGCUUAAAGUGGGGAGCGUGGGGUGUGUGUGUAGCAUCUUUAAGGAGCAGUUGGAUAUCUUGACUAUAGGGGAUUUGCAUGGCACAUGGUCGGUGCUGGGUACGUGUGAGUGGCACCAAAGACUUGUGCGCAUUUUUUAGAAACCACAGUGAGCCACAGAAACAUAUUUCAGAAGUGUAUGGGAGUGAAUUGUAGAAGGUGGAGGGGUUUUGUUUGUUUUUUAAGCUAAACAUAAGAAUUCAGCUGUUUCACAAUAGCCAGACGUUGACCCAUCUCUCGGGUCUUUUUGCACCAUCGGUGGUUGCAAUGACUCCUCGCAUUUGCAUCCCUGGGGAGUAGAGGGAGGCCCUCCUUGGCUCUUGAGGUCAGAGGUCUGGUGAAGGCCUUUUGAACCCUGGAAAAGCACAAGGGGGCCUUGGUGGGGUGUUAUGCUGAGCACUGUGUCUCUGUAGUCCGCUGCACCUUGGCUUGCCUCUCCCAGAGGGGAAAGGGACGCCCACAAAUCCUUAUAUCUGGCCCUGUUUCUGCAGUAUGGGGGAGAAUGUGAGGAAAGAUGGAGUGGGGAGGGUGUGCUUCGGACCCUGUCACACAGGCCAGUGCCAUUGCUCCCAAGAGGAGAGGUCUCUGGAAUUGCUCAGUGCCCUUAAACCUUAGCACUCAGGUGUCAUUGGGAUUGAAUGUACUGGAUUAGGCCUCCCCAUGCUUUGUUUGGUACAGCCAGCCCCUGGCGGGGAUGGGGGCCAGCGCUGGCAGGUGCAGCUUCCAAUUUGGCCUCACCCUUCCUGAACAUCCAGGCUUUGCAACCGUUUUACUACCUCUGCUGUCGCUGCGCAUUGGGGUGGUUGCCGGUCACGCAGCUUGGACUGGAUGUUGGGGCUCCUCCCGAGCCACACACUCUACCGGGUGCGAUCAGUUUUGAGCCUUUUAAGAAUCUGUCGUUACUCUGGUUGAAUCCGGUAGAGGUGGUUCCGCUUUAUUUCUUUCGUGCUGUGAAAACUUGAGGUCUCCGAUGAGGCCACAUCUCAUCUGCGUCUUCUCCCUAGCUGCAGAUAAGUACAGCAGCGGGAAAUUCCAAGCAGGCCGGCUGGCUGAUAAUUUUAGAGGCGGAGGAACGCCUUACUAGUUUUAUUUCCUUUUCUUUUUAAAAAGUUCUCUUUCUGUUCCCUGUGUGUCAGGAAGCUGGUGACAAGACACACGUUUUACAAGAGUAACUGGACUUGUGAUAUUUCAAAACCUCUGUUCAAUGCAAUUAUGUGUGACAGAGUUCUGGAACUGAAUGUACCACCGGAGGAAGCUUCAAGGGCGAGUGUCAAGUUUGGUGUUUUAAGAGUACUGGAAAACUUGAUGCAAAGCUGCACUUUGUGUGUGUGUGUGUGUGUGUGUGUGUGUGUGUGUAAUGCUGCACUUUUUAGUUCCUCAAGUAAUGGGUUGGUAGAGGCCAUCUGUACGACACUUUGCUGCUUUGUAUCAGAGAAAAAGGAUCUUGCAAACGGUACAAACCUUGCUUGAAUCUUGCCCUGACACUCCAUUGUUCUCAAAUAGGGCUGGGAAACCCAGCUACGUUGUCAGCCACGAUGGAGUUGCGGGCAAAGCUUUUCUACGAGAGCGGGUGGGGGUGGGGUGUCCCACCUUUUGAUGCAGACAGCCCCAUGGUGGCUUCACAGCAGCCAGGCUUCCAAGGCGUGGCCCCGCCUGUCCCUCAGCAAAGCAGGCAGAUAAAUUUCAAAGCUUUUCAGAGAGAAGAUAGCACCCCUGUGCUGCUUUCUACCUCUCCUCCCCCCCUCCAAAAAAGUCUAUUGGGUGGCUGUUCGUUCAUGAAGAUGGUGGAGGGAAAUCUGUUGUGCUUUGCAGUGAAAUCAUAGCAGCGUUAUGCAAGGACUCCCAAUAUCCAAGAUUUGGAAAAGGCCUUCCUCAGCAGAGUUGCUUUACCACAUCUGCAAGGCAAGGUAUCUCUUUAAAGGGUAGGACUCAAGAGUCAUGGGAACCGUGGGCCUAUCUCCCCAAAUGCUGUCAUUGAGUCUAGUUUUCCCCCUGUACAGUUUAGGAAUAUUUGCCCAUAUUGUGACAUCAUCACACUGGUUUCCUCCUUCCCCGUUGGUGGUUGGGAGCCACAGUAUAGUGAAUGUCUCUGGAUAUUUCAGAUAGUCAACCUAGCCAGUGGGAUGCCAUUGUUGGCACAUCUAGGUCAGUGUUCCCCAACCUCGUGCCCUCCAGAUGUUUUGGACUAUGGCUGCUAUAGCAGCCCGCGGUUGGGGAAGGCUGGUCUAUCCCAGGAAGCCUCUCCAAUUUUAGAUUCUUUGGGUCCUGGUUUGUCAACUCCAUUUGGCAGGCUUUUCUUCGACAUCUCCCUUAAUCUCAAGACCAAGCCUUCAUUUAUAGACUUUUCCUCCUUUGAUGGUGGGAGGCAACACUUUCCUGAAUUGCUAAAGGAAUGUGUGUGUCCCUCUGUGAAGAGGUAGCUUUUUCUUGCCUUCCUAAAAAGCCUAGUUUGCACAUUAGCCUUGUAUUCAGAUAUUUCUCCCGCCACCACUGCCAAUACAGAAAUGGACACCUGCAGUUUAUUUGGGAUAAUGGAGACACAAAAUCUCACAAGGUCUUCUAGGUGCCCAGGCUUGGGCCCACCAGAGACUUUUCUUCUGAUUUAGCUGAGCAAUGCCUUUCCAUCUGAACAUCUUAAGAAUUUGCCUUUUCAAAGCUUGCACUAUAAGCAGAAAUACAUGAAGGAUCCCUGAGGAACUGAUCUAGAUUCACAGUGGUCCUAUCUACUCUGCCCUUCAGACAGUGUUCAGGGCUUCGGCAUUGCUUAUUAUUUUUGCAGGUGCAAAAGGGACCUGUUACACUUGCAGGUAUGCCUGACAUCUUGCCUGAUGGAAGCAAGAUCUGUGAAUCACAAGGCUCUGGAAUCGGUCUUGGUGGUUCACGAGCAUGCCAUAGAUUGUAGUGUGGCACUGCUGACUUUUUUU